Molecule: messenger RNA, 1257 nt
Organism: Glycine soja
Lineage: Eukaryota; Viridiplantae; Streptophyta; Magnoliopsida; Fabales; Fabaceae
Exons: 2
Coding region: 141-1130 (329 amino acids)
Source: RefSeq, a predicted model, not a curated record
GGAAGCGAAGACGCGCGUAUUGGCAUUUCCUGGUUCGAAAUUUAAGGAUCAGAUUUUUAUGAAAGAAAGAAAGAAAGAAAUUAGAAGAGAAAGGGUUUUGUUUAGUUUUGUGUGGUUAUUGAGUUGAAACGAAAGAAAGAAUGUUCAGAGGAAACAACGACGACGAGUUUGAGUUUGACGGUGGCUUCGACUUCGACAAGGAGGAGGCACUGUAUAAAGAGUUGGAGACCCUCAUUCAUUCAGAGAACACUGCCCCAUCGAUGAUGUUUCCGUUGGAGGACGCCACCCAUGUUCACAGUGGUGAUUCUGAUUCUGAUGGUGGCUCCGACAACAACAAGCUGCAGGUGUUUGAGUUGGAGAACAGCCUCGUUCAACUUCCUCCCAAGUUGUCAUCUUUGUCAGUGCCUCCCCCGACGGAAUCGAUGUUGCCGCAUACACAGUUUCACGGCGGCUUCGAUGAGUGGGACGACACCCUCGUUUACCUUCCUCCGAUAGAAGAAACCCUCGAUCAGUUAGAGAACACUGCCCCAAGGCUUCUUUCUCCGUCGGCCGAAGAAACCCUCGAUCACCUUCUUUCCCUUUCGACUCCGAUGUUGUUGCAAGAGUUGUUGGAGUCAAAGAACACUGCCCCUGCCCCUAGCCUUCUUCCCCUAUCCACUCCGAUGUUCCGGCAGGGCACAUCACCCUUCUUCCACAGACACAGACAGCGAACCGACCCUCCACUUCAUCGGCAUCAUCAUCUCACAAUCGCUGCAACAGAUGGACCAAUGAAGAACACAUGUUAUUUCUUCAAGGGCUUGCAAUCUAUGGCAAGGGAGAUUGGAAGAAUAUUGCAAGGUAUGCUGUUAAGACUAGAACCUCAACCCAAGUUGCUAGUCAUGCCCAAAAAUACUUUCUUCAUCUGCGAGCCUCAAACAAAAAGGGAAAAAGAAAGAGCAUUUAUGACACGACCUUGCAAGAUCAAGUUCCACCACCUCACCAACAUUGGGUUUUGCCUCCAAAUCUUGCAACAUACUGACAUCCUUCCUUCGCACAUCACUUGGCUGAUGAAGAAAGAUUUAAUUUUCAUUUUCUCUUGCUCUGCCGAAUCAAUAUUCAUUCAGAGUUCUUUAUUUGUUUCCCUUUUGUAAUUACUCAAAAGAUUUAGUGCUUCUGGACUACCUAGUAAUUUUUCGCACAGUCCAUGCUACCUUAUUCUGUACAUGUUUACAUUGCAGUAACAUAAGUAUCGCAUUUCCCUACUCAUUACAAUUACAU